Sapajus apella (tufted capuchin) is the source of this 840-nucleotide messenger RNA. It is a transcript of the gene PVALEF, whose product is annotated as parvalbumin like EF-hand containing. The transcript has 3 exons. NCBI's taxonomy places the organism in Eukaryota, Metazoa, Chordata, Mammalia, Primates, Cebidae. Gene Ontology annotation, molecular function: calcium ion binding. The annotation marks the transcript as partial. The record is from RefSeq and is a predicted model, not a curated record. Gene Ontology annotation, cellular component: cytoplasm; nucleus.
GGUCCUUCAACUACCUCAAGUUCUUCGAGCACAUGCGCAAGUUCCACGCCCUGGAGCAGCUGGACGACGCCAUCCGCAAGGCCUUCCAGGUCCUGGACAAGGAUAAGAGCGGCUUCAUCGAGUGGAACGAGAUCAAGUACAUCCUGUCCAUCAUCCCCAGCAGUGGGCCCACAGCCCCGCUGACGGACGAGGAGGCCGAGGCCAUGAUCCAGGCGGCGGACGCAGAUGGGGACGGAAGGAUCAACUACGAAGAAUUUUCUGAAUUGAUCAAAAAGGAGAAAAUUCCAAAGAAGAAGUAGCACCAUGACCAGCCCUGGCCAGCCGAGGGGCUCCUAUGGGGUAACUCGGGGGGACCGCGUGCCUGGGCAGAAGUCGCUGGGGCAUGUGGGAGGAGGCCGCCAUGAGGGUGGACUCAGCUCUUGCCAGAAAAUGGAAGAAAAGCUGCAUUAAGUGAAUGACGCAGCCUCGUGUGUCUGUUGGGGGUGCUGGUGUGAACGGGGGUGGGGGCAGGAUCAGGGCCAUGGGUGACGACAGCUGGGGGCAGGGCGGGCAGGUGAGGAGUAGGAGGAAGACGGCCUUCUCCCAUCCCUGAGCCCCACCUGGCUGUGGGCACCCCCGAGGGCGGCCUUGCCGUGAGGUCCCAUCCAGGUGGGACUCCCGGUCAGCAGGUACAUGGUACUCUCUGGGCCCAGACCCCUGAAGGGCCCCCUCCUAAUCUGCAGUGGGCCUGGCCUGGGGCCACUCGGGGCCACACACCCCCACUUCACACAGCAGCUGCCUGAAUGUGGUACGGGGACACCUGCAGCCCCCGGGUGCCCCUAGUUCUAGGCAGAAGCACCC